GAGAUUCUAUUCGUGCCAUUAUACAUAAAAUUCACGAAGUCAAAUAUACAUAUACUUUCAUUCACAUGGGACGCUCGCGCGCAUUGUCAGUUGAAAUAGAAUAUAGCCAAUGCGCUGUGAUGUGCCAUUAGAAUAGAGAUUAAAAAGAACAUAAUAUUAAAAUAAAAAAAAUUAACUAUAAUUAGUUAAUUUGAUUUACCAUCCUUGUCUACAUAAAUAUUUUACCAACUCUGUUUUUCUGUCGAUGUUUGUGCCACUAAUCUCGACUAUAAGAUAAAGGUUAUGGAAAACAACGAGAUUAUAGACGAGGAUACAAUGCAAAUAGAAGAGCAACAAACUGCAGAGGAGGAACAUGAAAAUGAACAUGUUUCUCAUAAUGAAGAUAAUGUGCAAGAUAAUAAUAAAAAUGAUGUUCCAACUAACAGUUCACAAUCAAAAAACACAGUAGGCCAAAAUUUGGAUGUCUCGGAUAUUGAUUCUGAUCAAGCAUGCCCAAUUUGCAUGGAACAAUGGACUAGCUCAGGAGAACAUCGUUUAUGUUGUUUACGCUGUGGACAUUUAUUUGGACACAGUUGUAUUCUGAGAUGGCUACAAUGUUCUUGUAACAGUACAAAUCGUCGUUGUCCACAAUGCAACAAGAAAGCUUCAGUGAAACAUAUUAGAAUGUUAUAUGCAAAAAAACUAACAGCAAUAGAUACUGCAGAAUAUGAUAAACUGAAGAAGGAAUUACUUCAUGUAUCAGCUGAAAAAAACCGCUUACAAAUGGAAUUAUCACAGUAUGAUAUCCGUUUGAAAGUAUUUGACCAGCAAAUGGCUUCCAUGAAGAAACGCAUUUCUGAAUUGGAAAGUCAACAAUCAGAUAUGGAUGUUUAUGUAAAUCAAAAUACUUUGAGUCCCUCCACUAAAAAGUUUCAUCUGGAACGAUCUAUAGAGAUCUGUAAAGAGGGUGGAUGUCGUGUCUUAGAUUUUAAUCCAUGGCACAAAUUUUUGGCCGUUUCUCAGAAAUCAACAAAUGUACUGUUCAAUGGAUAUGGCAUAAGGAAGAUUGAUUGUGAAUAUUUCCAUUCACGGCAAUUUAUUUUCUUACACACUCAGCCCAUAAGAGAUGUAACUUUUCAUUCUACGCAACAAAUGCUUCUUCUCAGUGUUGGUUUUGAUAAAUGUGCAAAACUAAUGGAUAUCCAAAAUAAUAUGACAGUGCACACAUAUCAAACAGAACAUCAACUUUGGAGUUGUUGUUGGUCAGGUGACAAUCCUCACAUUUUCCUAACCGGUGCACAAAAUGGAUCCAUUACUCAAUUUGAUAUCAGACAAACUUCUGGUGCUGUUAGUAUUUUAGAUGGUCAUGGUGACAGAUCACCAGUUGUAUCAAUGGCAACAGUAUCACCAAAUCCUGGUAGCGGUAUUAGUAGGGGUGGCUUUAUAGCUUGUCGUUUUCAUACAUGCUAUGCAUAUGAAAUUAAAGACACUAUAUAUUUACCCAAGCAAGUAUUUUUAGAAGGUCCCUUUGUUUCAGUACGUUAUGACGAGAGAAAUCAUCAUUAUCUUAUAUCGUCUCGUCCUAAUGCUAGGCAACCACAUGCAAGACAUGUAGUGUGCACUAUUGAAAAAAAUUUAUCUAAUGAAGAAAUAAUUAUGUGUAAUGCUGUACAUACAUUCCAAGCUGGUAAUUCUCAACAUCUUUUAUCUCGACCAUGUCACUUAUAUACAGAAAAUGAUACGUUAGUCGCAGCACAUAUAGAAACAAGUAGUAAUAUAUCAUUAUGGAGUACAGCAAGCGGCAAACAAUUGCAUAAUCUUCCUGUAUCAGAUGCUGUUUUGGAUUUAUGUUCAUUUGAAGCUAGCAAUUAUUUAUUUUUAGCAACACUUUCUGCAAAAAGACUUAGACUAUAUAAUUAUGGACAAUUAACAUAAAGUACAAAUAUACAAAAUAAUACAUAAACUCCUCUUGCCACUUACUGUGUGUGAUACUUUGUGCGAGAGAUAAUUAUGUCUCUUCGUAUAAUAUUAAGACAGACUGAAUCGUUAAACAUAUUUUCUUCUUUUGUACUGUAAUAUUAUAUAUAUAUAUAUAUACAAAGACUCUUUAAAUGAUUAAAAAGACAAAUAUAUAUCUAAAAUUUAUUUGCAACUAUAAUUUUUUAUUAUUUCCA
Cataglyphis hispanica is the source of this 2153-nucleotide messenger RNA. It is a transcript of the gene Rfwd3, whose product is annotated as E3 ubiquitin-protein ligase RFWD3-like. The record is from RefSeq and is a predicted model, not a curated record. The transcript has 3 exons. The coding region runs from base 283 to 1914 and encodes 543 amino acids. Gene Ontology annotation, molecular function: ubiquitin protein ligase activity; protein binding. Gene Ontology annotation, cellular component: nucleus. NCBI's taxonomy places the organism in Eukaryota, Metazoa, Arthropoda, Insecta, Hymenoptera, Formicidae. Gene Ontology annotation, biological process: interstrand cross-link repair; protein ubiquitination.